This is a messenger RNA of Cannabis sativa, 1175 nucleotides long. RefSeq names its product endo-1,3;1,4-beta-D-glucanase. The transcript has 8 exons. The record is from RefSeq and is a predicted model, not a curated record. Gene Ontology annotation, molecular function: hydrolase activity. The coding region runs from base 229 to 1005 and encodes 258 amino acids. Lineage: Eukaryota; Viridiplantae; Streptophyta; Magnoliopsida; Rosales; Cannabaceae.
ACCCGUUACCAAUAAUUUAAUUGAUCGGUUAAUGAAGCGGAAAAAUUGAGGACCCGUCAACUUGUUCAUUCAGCCAUCGAGGUUGAAAAGUCAACCAUGCUCCAAACCAAUCUCUUUCAUUCUCUAUAUCUAAUAUCUUUUCUUGUAUAAUAAUAACAAUAACACCCAACUUAGAUUUACCAUUUCACAGUAUUAAAUCAAUCAAUCUGUUAGUGGUGGCCAAAAAACAUGGGCUCCCCAAUUUUGUGGUGGAUUUUGAUUCUUCAAAUGGUGUCAACUUUUUGUUGGAGCAAUGGAGCAGGCCAUCUGUGUUGCUCAGACCCUCCAAUCCUUGAUCCACAUAGUGGAGCAGGCCAUGUUGAGAAACUUGGUGGUCUUCCCUCCUAUGUUAUUGGCUCUCCCUACUCUAAGCAUGCUGCUGUUCUCAUUUCAGAUGUAUAUGGAUAUGAAGCUCCAAACUUAAGGAAAGUGGCUGACAAGGUUGCAGCUGCUGGAUUCUUUGUGGCAGUUCCUGACUUUUUGAAGGGAGAUCCUUUUGUUCGUGCCGAUACUAAAAGACCUAUGAGUGUUUGGAUUAAAGAUCAUAGCACGGAGGAGGGAUAUGAAUUUGCCAAAGUAGUGAUUCAAGAUUUGAAAAAUAAAGGCUAUUCUGCAAUAGGUGUUGCAGGGUUUUGUUGGGGUGCCAAGGCUGCCAUUCAACUAGCAAAGCGUCACUCUAUUAAGGCUGCUGCUAUAUUACAUCAAUCUUAUGUCACUGUGGAUGACAUCAAAGAGGUCAAGGUUCCACUGGCAGUACUUGGAGCAGAGUUUGACCAUCCAGAGAUUGUCAAACAAUUCGAGAAAGUCUUAAGAAGAAAACCAAAGAUCAAGUCUUUUGUGAAGAUAUACCCUGGAGUUCGACAUGGAUGGACUAUAAGAUAUAAUAUUACAGACACAUAUACUAUUAAGAAGGCAGAUGAGGCUCACCAUGACUUGAUACAGUGGUUCAGUAAAUAUGUUAAAUGAAUAUUUUUGUAAUAAGAACAUCAAAUGUUCUUUUGCUAAAACUACUAAAAACCAAGUACUUGAUAUCUCCCAAUAAUAGCUACAACUUACAAGUGAUUUAUGUAUCCAUAUUUUUAUUUCAAAGACUUGGUUUGGUAGUUUCAUGAAUGUUAAUGUGAAGUUUAUACUUA